This is a messenger RNA of Vicia villosa (hairy vetch), 696 nucleotides long. RefSeq lists its product as uncharacterized. The coding region runs from base 1 to 696 and encodes 231 amino acids. NCBI's taxonomy places the organism in Eukaryota, Viridiplantae, Streptophyta, Magnoliopsida, Fabales, Fabaceae. The transcript has 3 exons. The record is from RefSeq and is a predicted model, not a curated record.
AUGGGUUGUGAGAGAGGAAGAAACUAUAAAAGGAAGAAUGAGUCUGAAGGCAGUUAUAGUAUGAAAGGUAAAUAUCCAUUUAUGCUGAGAUAUGUGCCAAGUGGAAGCGGUUGGAAGGUUACAGUUAAGUGUGAGUUUCACAAUCAUGUACUAGCCAGUGACUUAGAUGGACAUGAUAUAUUAGUUCGUUUAAAAGAUAAUGAAAGAAAAUUUGUGAUUGAAAUGACCAAAUACAAUAUGGCUCCUAGAUACAUAAUUGUUGCUUUAAAAGAUAUAGAUCUAGAAAACAUGAAGAGUGUUACACAGGUGGAUAAGUCAAGAUAUACAUACAAGAUGAGCAAGAGAGGUUUGUUGACUGAAAUGCAACAUCACCCAAGUUUUAUUCACGAAGAGAAAUACAUUGAAGUUGUUCAACAUGUUUCAUUUGGUGUUGAUUUUUUAUUGUACAUACAAAACAAACAGGUACGGCUAUCACUACUUGAAAUUGUUGGUGUUACAUCCAUGAGGUUAACAUUUUCGGCUGGAUUUGCCUAUAUGAAAUAUGAAAGGGAGGAAAAUAUCAUAUGGGCACUAGAGAAGCUAAAAGAGUUGUUCUCUUUCGAGAAGUUUCUACUAAAGGUUUUGGUUUUAGAUCGUGAACUGACGUUGAUGAAUGUUGUGAAAGUUGUGUUUCUAAACUUAACUCAUCUGUUCUGA